CAGAAGUUGCCAUCUGAUUACAAAUUAAGUAGACGGAGAAAAAUAAGAACCACCUAAUACGAUUGACUCUCCGAGGGACAAGUCCUAUUUACUUUUCACAUAUAGCAGGUACUACCUUCUUGACAUGAUAAUCCGAUUUCAAGAUUAUGUCAAAAGAAAUAAGGAGAUAUAUGUUCAUAAGAAACGAUAUGUGAGUUAAUGGUAAGUGUUGCUCCUUCUGUUAGACGGUCUAAUUAUCAAGAAGUUGACCUUUGUGUGAAGUUAUGAUAGUUUACCAUACCCUUUCCCACAGUUAACCAUUCAUAUCCAAUCAAAAAACCUAAUUAUGUUUCCCAACGAGGUUUAGAGACAACUGGUCUAUUAGAAAAUAAAAUACUGGUGGAGCCUCCACAUUUUGUAAGAACUAAAAGCGACAUUUCACUGCUUGCCGAAGUUGAUGGGGCAACCGAAUGGUUGUUGAUGGGCCUGCUUAGCCUUAGAUGCCCACUACAGAACCGUAAUGACCCAAGUCCUUUUUCUUCUUUUUCUUUUACAGUUAUACCCCUACAUUUCCCCCUUUUAUGAUUCGAAGGGAAAUUUAAAAAAAACCCUUUUAUACUAAAUUUGUUCCUUUUUGAAGAUUCAAAAAGGAAAGGUUAAAAUGGGAAAUUCAUUAAAAUUGUAUGAAAAAUAGUAUUAAUCACGACAGGAUUGGGAAAGAAGUGAAGCUUCAUUUGCCGCGACCUUUUUGUUCCUACAGGAAAUCAAAAUUGUAUAUGAAGGAGGCCACAGAUGGAGCCUUUUAAAUGGUCGUUCUUUUAUCAAUAUUUCCUCAAAUUACAACGCUUUGGCUCAUCAAGUCUCUAACUACUACAUCCAAAUCCUCAUUAAAAAUUGGUUCUUGAUUCUCAUUUUAAAUUGUCAAAUUAAUCCUACACAAAGUAGGAGGGUGGUUAAGUUUGGUUGAGAUGGGGGAGACGCUUGGCCUUCAGAAGAUAAUGAAGGUCACUGCUUCAAAGGCUCUGGUUAUCAGAAUCAACCUGUUUUUUCUUGCUUUCUUUUUUAUUAUAUAUGUAUGUAUCUUUCUCCAUCCAUCUUCUACUGCCUACUUUGAGAAUGCUGCAUCUCUUGUAAGGUGCUCGUUGCGCGAGUGCCAACACAAGGUGGAAAAAAGUAUGAAGAUGGAGGCAAUAUUUGAAGAUACUCAAGCCAAUGAUCCAAAGCCUAAAAGGAAUCUGACAAAGACAGAGUUUCCAAACUUCAUGACCUCAGUAGGGAGAGGAAUGAAGAUUGGAAUGGUGAAUAUGGAUGAAUAUGAUAUCAGUGAAUGGAAAAUAUACGGAGAAACAAUGUCAGUGGAUUUUGAAAGAGUAUCAAAGUAUUUCAAAUGGCCGGAUUUGUUUCCCGAAUGGAUAGACGAGGAGGAAGAGAAUGACACUCCUACAUGUCCUGAAAUACCCAUGCCAGAUUUCAGAAAAUACGAUAUCAUGGACAUAAUAGUGGCUAAAUUGCCAUGCAAGUUCCCGGAAGAAGGAUGGGAGAGGGAGGUGUUUAGGCUUCAAGUUCAUCUGAUAGUGGCGAAUUUGGCUGUGAGGAAAGGGAAGAGAGACUGGAAUUGGAGGACGAAAGUGGUGUUUUGGAGUAAAUGCAGGCCAAUGUUGGAGCUUUUCCGAUGCGAUGACUUGGUAAGAAGGGAAGGUGAUUGGUGGUACUUUGUGCCUGAGAUAGCGAGGUUGGAACAGAAGGUUUCUUUGCCUGUUGGGUCUUGUAAAUUGUCAUUGCCCUUGUGGGGACAAGGAAACGACGAAAUCUACGACCUUUCCAGGAUAAAAAGUGCCACAAAGACAGUCAAACGUGAAGCCUAUGCUACCGUCCUUCAUUCCAAAGACAGGUACGUUUGUGGUGCAAUAACCCUAGCGCAAAGUCUCCUGAAAACGGGCACCAAGCGCGACCUUCUUCUCCUCAUCGACAAGUCCAUCUCUGCCCCCAAGCGUGAGGCCCUCGUUGCAGCCGGUUGGAAGAUUCGAAUCAUCACAAGAAUCCGUAAUCCAAUGGCUGAAAAGGGCACAUACAAUGAGUAUAAUUACAGCAAGUUCAGGCUUUGGCAACUCACAGAUUAUGACAAAAUCAUAUUCAUAGAUGCAGACAUUAUUGUUUUACGAAACCUUGAUCUCCUCUUCCAUUUUCCUCAGCUCUCAGCUACGGGUAAUGAUAUAUGGAUCUUUAAUUCGGGUAUUAUGGUGAUUGAGCCGUCAAAUUGCACAUUUCGAAUACUAAUGAACCGCCGCAGAGAAAUCGUCUCAUACAAUGGCGGUGACCAAGGCUUCCUUAACGAAAUUUACGUAUGGUGGCAUCGAUUACCCAGAAGAGUGAACUUUCUAAAGAAUUUCUGGGCUAAUACCACACUUGAAGCUAGUCUUAAAAACCAUUUAUUUGCAGCAGAUCCCCCAGAACUUUACUCCGUUCAUUAUUUAGGUUUAAAGCCUUGGUUAUGUUACAGAGAUUAUGACUGUAACUGGGAUAUUGAGAACCAACAUGUUUAUGCUAGCGAUGUGGCACAUGAGAGGUGGUGGAAACUGCACGAUGCCAUGGAUGAGAAGCUGCAGAAGUUUUGUGGGCUAACAGAGCAAAGGAGAAUUGAGUUAGAUUGGGACAAAAAGAAAGCUAGAGAGGCGGGGCUGCCUAAUAAGCAUUGGAGGAUCAAUGUUACAGAUCCUAGACGGUCUCAUCUGAUUGAUUAAAAUUCAUAUGCCAUUACUUUCUUUUACCCUUUAUCAUAUAUUUUUAUCCCUUUUUUGUAGAACAAUAUAUACUAUACUUGGGAUGUUUUUUUCUUCCAUACAAUUUAUGUGUGAAUAUAAAUUGGUCGAGGAGUCAAUGAGUCCUGUUUAUUAA
Molecule: messenger RNA, 2874 nt
Organism: Mangifera indica (mango)
Lineage: Eukaryota; Viridiplantae; Streptophyta; Magnoliopsida; Sapindales; Anacardiaceae
Product: UDP-glucuronate:xylan alpha-glucuronosyltransferase 2
Exons: 3
Coding region: 948-2720 (590 amino acids)
Biological process (GO): xylan biosynthetic process
Molecular function (GO): glycosyltransferase activity
Source: RefSeq, a predicted model, not a curated record